This is a messenger RNA of Linderina pennispora, 735 nucleotides long. RefSeq lists its product as uncharacterized. Bases 184 to 612 code for a protein of 142 amino acids. The record is from RefSeq and is a predicted model, not a curated record. The transcript has a single exon. Lineage: Eukaryota; Fungi; Kickxellomycota; Kickxellomycetes; Kickxellales; Kickxellaceae.
GUCCGCGAUCCAUUUGACCUCUACCUCACCUCUCCGCCCGCACAUAUCCCUUACAUAUCAUCAUCUCCCUACCAUUGCUUGUAGAUUGCUUGGCUUUAGUUCGCAUUGCGUCUGCAGCACAUUCCAUUUAUUUCCUUCCACGUUCUCUACAAAUAGCCUUUCCCGAUAUCCCCCUUCCCGCUAAUGGCCUCUCUCGAUACAACCAGCAAUAUGUGCUCGCUUGAUGACACCGCCACGAAAUUAUGCGCCACGACUUCUCCGCCAGUGCCAACCUUAACCACCAUAGCAGAAACACCCAGUGGACCUGUCACCACAGAUCUGCCGCCCAGCGCUGGCGCAAGUGAGAUCCCCAUGGCAAACCUCUAUCAGCUUCCCGCCUCUGGCCCACACGGACUAUCCGCCAAACCCAGUCAGGCGACCGGCGACCCCGCAUACCAGCUCGGCAAUGUGCCCACCAGCCUAGUGCAACCAGGCAGUGGCAGCACACAGCCAGUUGCCGAAGGAGUGGAUCCAGACAUUGAUUUCCCAGGCGGACCGCACUGGAAACCUGUAUGGAAAUGCGCACAUGGCGUCGUGCAAGCACGACCCCAGCCAGACAGGCUCAUCGGAUAGCGAUUCGGAUGAUAUUUCGCGGUCGCUGUCAAUUUUGCUCUCACAGCAGCAACAGCAGCAGCAACUACAGGCAAAUGCAAAGCGGUUCCACACUAUUGGGCUGCCGCCGCACAGCGGCGACUA